UAUUGUAUUUUGUACUAUGAUUGUAGAAUCAUAGACCAUUUGAUGUUGCAGGUAAUGAGUACUGACUUGAAGUAGGUAUAGAGAUUUAGUUCAGAUGAGUACAGCAUUUUAGCUCAGGCAUACAAUAGUUUUGCAUGAUGUGGGUGGGCAUUGGCGCUAAGGUCUUGACAGUAAGAUUUAUUUGUAUAACCAUAUUAACUACAUUUUUCAGGGACUGAGUAAAGCCGAUGAAGUGUUAUAUGCUCCUGAAGUUUUUACUAUUUCCUUAGAUCCCAAAUUUUCAACAUUAUCUAUAUUGAAAGUACCAAAUACUUUAGCAAUCUAUGAUGGAGCUGCCACCUGCACUCAAUUCUGUGCUCAAUGUUUGCUACACAUGACUCUUGAACUGCUAAUCGUAACAGUGUACUACAUACAAACUUGUUCUUUCUCUAACACCCACAAAUGUCUUCACAGAAUGGCACUGAAAAUCAAGUUGCUUUCAAUCGCUACCGGGACGUUUUACUAUUAAACAAUUUUGGAUCGCAAAUAAGCUUAGUUUUACUUGGAACCUGCAAAUUUUAAUGAGUAUCAUGAUGAAUAAAAUGAAGGCGAGCAGUGUUGUGAUGCACAAUGUCUCCGAUGAUGCAGUCAACAGCAGCUGGCACGCUGAGCUGAGCACCCAAAUGUCUUUGGAAUCUUGCAAAGUGGAGCCUAAUGCUACAGAGGCCAGGUGCUCAUCUCCCCAGGAAACGGUGGCAGUUUACAUCAAGGAGGAGCCUCAAGAUGGAGGAGAGGACAUAGCUGUGAAGGAGGAACCAAUUGACAGUAGUGAAAAAGAGGCAGGUUGUUUGAUUGCCCCACUCCAAGCCCUUACCAAGCCAGCGUCCCUGGGACGUUUAUACAUGCCUCAGCAGGCGUCAGCGAUGGAGCUUCCUCUUGCGUCUCCCGCCCGCUGCGAGUUGCGCGCUGUUAUUCGUUUCCUGGCCGCUAAGAAGAAAUCAUUUGCAUUAAUAAAAUGUCGAGCAUAA
Messenger RNA from Hyalella azteca, 1007 nucleotides. RefSeq lists its product as uncharacterized. The transcript has 3 exons. The record is from RefSeq and is a predicted model, not a curated record. NCBI's taxonomy places the organism in Eukaryota, Metazoa, Arthropoda, Malacostraca, Amphipoda, Hyalellidae. Bases 561 to 1007 code for a protein of 148 amino acids.